Molecule: messenger RNA, 1056 nt
Organism: Lingula anatina
Lineage: Eukaryota; Metazoa; Brachiopoda; Lingulata; Lingulida; Lingulidae
Source: RefSeq, a predicted model, not a curated record
UUUGUGACACCACAGAGCACUUGAAAAAAGUAACGGAACCAGGAAGCUGAGAAAGGAGAGCAAUUAGAACAAAAAGGUACAUUGGCACAGAACCCACGUUACCUCCAGAGUCGACGCAACAAUCGGAUAUCAUUGACGUGCUCAAUAUCGCUCUGAAUAGCCGCAAUGCAAGGUAUUGUGGACAAGGUGAAACUGAAGAAUGAAUCUUGGGUUAAUGUUCACGAGAUCGCAUCGGUCACAGGUUGCAUAGUCUAACUUCCAUUUAGGUGAGUCACGCGACACGGUUCUGGAACUUGGGAGAAGCAGGAGAGCGGAGCCGUUGGCGGCAAUUCAGUGAAUACAGUCCACGUGUUUAAAGGCAAAUGACAAUGCUACCACACGACGACGCAAUUGAGGUACUUCCUUACGACCCUCCCGAAUCCGGCGCGUGUGAGAUCGACGGGGAGUGUAGGCACGUGCUUGCGUGCUACCACGUGGAAGACAUCGGUCCCAUUCACGUAUUCCUCCAGGGGGACGAGGACAAAGAGGACGGGGAGAGACCCGAAAGUUACACAGCGAUGCUGAUGCUCCCUCCAGGCACGUACCCGGCUCCGUCAUGUACCGAGGGCGUGUGUACCUGCGGAGUCCUUCGCCCGGAGCAGGUUCUCUCGGACGAAGAGAUGCUCUCGUACGAACAACAAGAACAAGAGGAAAACGACGUCAUAAGACACCCCAAAAAGAAACGAAAGUACUCUUGGUUUCACGGGGAGGACGUUGUGGCACUUCCGGUCUCGAGCCGGGUGGAGGACAAAAGUGCCGAAAAGCACAGAAAGUUUAUUGUGCGUGUGAUUGUAAUUGUGACAGUGGCCAUCUUGUUGAUUAGUUUCAUUCUUGUUGUGGUGAUGCUGAAGAUGUCAAACCACAUAGAUACUCUUGGAGAGCUGGCAGACGACACGGAGUCACGUGCUCAACGUGAACCGUGACGUCAUGUCUUGAGGGAAAUAGUUGGAUCCGAGACGAAACUCAAAGUGAGUAAACAGAAAAAAAACUGAGUUUUUAAAACGAUGUCAUUAUGAG